AUGGAACAACUUCAUGAGGACUUAACUCAGAUGAGGACAAAAAUGGGGAUUAACCUGAAUCAUUGUAUGGAGGCUAUUCAAGCCCUUGCUUUUAGACACGAAGAAUUGAGACAGGUUCUUCAGAGGCCGGAUGUAAAUGUUAAUCUCAACACAAGAGAAGGUCUUGUGAAUCAGAAUGUCAGAAAUACUGUUGAGAUUCCAAUCCCUGUUAAGGAGAGUUCGCAUCAUGAGAAUAAUUCAGAAUUUGAAGCCUUCAGGUUCCCGAUUAAUGAAUUUGACAAAAGGUUCCACCUCCUGGAUGAAAGGUUGAAAGCCAUGGAGGGUCGUGACUCUAUUGAUUUAGACGCUGCUGGUUUGUGCCUAGUGCCUGGUAUCAAGAUCCCUGCUAAGUUCAAAGUCCCCAACUUCGAGAAGUACAGGGGUACCACGUGUCUGAUAGCUCAUGUCAAGGAUAGCCUCAGUGGCACAUCUCUUGAGUGGUAUAAUCAACUCGAAAGAACCAAUGUCCGAGCUUGGAAAGAACUAUCAGAAGCCUUUGUCAAGCGUUACAAGCACAACAGUAACAUGGCUCCAACCAGAAUGCAACUCCAUGCUUUGACUCAGAAAACUGACGAAUCAUUCAGAGAAUAUGCCCGAAGAUGGAGAGAAUUAGCGGCUAAAGUUCAACCUCCGCUCUUAGAGAAAGAGCUCAUGGAUAUGUUCAAGGAUGUGAUGGAAAGUCCGUACUACCAAUGCUUGGCUGCAUGUAAAGCCUCUGAUUUUGCAGAAUUGGUUCUCGUCGGAGAACGAAUGGAGCAUGGUAUUAAGAAUGGUAAUGUCCAAGUUGUUGAUACUCCUUCUGAAUUCCAUAAGCACAUGAAUGAAAAGACCAGUGUAGUUUCUGAUUACGAAGAGGAAUCUCCUGAUUAUCCUCCUGAUCAUAUCUCUUGUCAUGAAGCAGUAGCAGUAACUCCUGUUCAGGAUGACCCACAAAUUUGUGUUGCGACUCACACUCAGCCUCCCACUCAGUUUGUUCAACGGAAGUCUGUUCCAUGUGAUCAAUCAGUUCAGUAUGUGCCACAAAAGCAGAAUUAUCAACAGAAUCGUCACCCACAUGGAAGACAGAGACACAGAAGGCCAAAGAGAGUGUAUGAUCCUAUUCCUAUGACUCGUGAUAAGUUGUUUUCUCACUUGAUCAAUCUUUCCUUGGUAGAACCAAAGCAGCCGAAGCCUGUUCGUUUCCCGUAUCAUGUGGGAUUUGACCCUAAUGUUAGUUGUGACUACCAUGCUGGGGCACCUGGUCAUUCGAUUGAAGACUGUCAGCCAUUCAAAGACAAGGUUCAAGACUUGAUUGAUUCCAAGGCUAUCACUUUCACACCUGAGGGCCAAAAUUGA
Vicia villosa (hairy vetch) is the source of this 1374-nucleotide messenger RNA. RefSeq lists its product as uncharacterized. The transcript has 2 exons. NCBI's taxonomy places the organism in Eukaryota, Viridiplantae, Streptophyta, Magnoliopsida, Fabales, Fabaceae. Bases 1 to 1374 code for a protein of 457 amino acids. The record is from RefSeq and is a predicted model, not a curated record.